AUGAAGCUUUCCCCUUCUCUCUCAGACGACCUGGCUCGUUGGGCGGAGCUACAGCCCGUCUUCUUCACCGGCUCGGCUUCUACCCAUGGCCGUCACGUCAACGUCUCUCCCAAAGGCCUGGAUGCGCACUUUGCCGUCCUUGGCCCCAAUCAAUGCGCAUACAUCGACCGCACAGGAUCUGGGUGCGAAACAAUUUCACAUGCGUACGAAAACGGACGUCUUUGUCUCAUGUUUAUGAGUUUUGGCCCUUCGCCGCGUAUCAUGCGACUCUUUUGUCGCGCCACCGUUGUCGAGUGGGAUCAGCCGGCGUUCCCUGCCCUCGUUCGCAAGGUCGCCAAGGGGAAACGAGAUGCCUUUGACGGUGCUCGUGCCGUCAUUCUUUGCGAUAUUUGGCAAGCCCAGACCAGCUGUGGCUUUGGUGUCCCGCGGGUGAAGAAGGGACUUUACAGCCCCGAGAGCCAGGACGAUGCCGGCAACCCCGGUGUCGCAAAGGCUGUUGAAGACAUCCUUCGGGAAGGAUUUGGAGAUGACGAGAAGCUCACCGAGCUUUCCGUCUUUGAACAGCGCCCCAACUUGGAUAGCUAUGCUGCGAACCAGGUCCAGCACAACAAGACGCUGAGCUACCAGAUGGAGAAAAACUGCAGCAGUCUGGAUGGUCUUCCCGGGUUGAGAGCAGCGCGGCGUGAGGCCGGACAGAGGCUUUGGGUGGGCGACUUGAAGGCUAGGAUACGGCGAAUCGUUUCGGAGGGCGAGGCAGUUGCGGCGGGGUUUCUGUUGGCGGUCGUCUUUUAUUUUGUUUUGCUUUGGAUAGAUGUACGCUGGGUUUCUACGAUUAUGUUGUAA
This is a messenger RNA of Trichoderma aggressivum f. europaeum, 843 nucleotides long. RefSeq lists its product as uncharacterized. Bases 1 to 843 code for a protein of 280 amino acids. NCBI's taxonomy places the organism in Eukaryota, Fungi, Ascomycota, Sordariomycetes, Hypocreales, Hypocreaceae. The transcript has a single exon. The record is from RefSeq and is a predicted model, not a curated record.